This is a messenger RNA of Dufourea novaeangliae, 1139 nucleotides long. Its product is annotated as poly(ADP-ribose) glycohydrolase ARH3-like. The record is from RefSeq and is a predicted model, not a curated record. Gene Ontology annotation, cellular component: nucleus; mitochondrion. The transcript has 6 exons. The coding region runs from base 84 to 1139 and encodes 351 amino acids. NCBI's taxonomy places the organism in Eukaryota, Metazoa, Arthropoda, Insecta, Hymenoptera, Halictidae.
UUGAUAACCAUUGAAAGACUAAAUACAAAUUAUAACUGUUCUAAGGCAUUGAAGAUUGUAAACGUUUGCGAGAGAAGAAGGUUAUGGCAAAAAUGGAUUUAUCAUUGUUAAAAAGUAAAUUUCGUGGUUCUCUGCUGGGCGCUUUAAUUGGCGAUUGCUUGGGCAGUUCUUAUGAAAAUGAAGAAAUAUUAACAACCGGCAUGAAACUAAUUUUACAACGAUCCUUCGAUAAAUUGGAGGGACCAAUGUUUAAAGCACCUGUCAUACAGUUUACCGAUGAUUCUGCAAUGACUUACUCCAUGGCAAAGUCUUUAAUCGACACAGGGGAAUUGGACAUUAUUGAUUUAGCGAAAAGAUUUGUCAAGAGUUACUAUCAGGAGCCUAAUCGUGGCUAUGGUCCUCUUGUUGUAACAGUAUUCCAAAAGUUACGUGGUAACAAAUUCAUGGACAUUUUAAGCCCAGCAAAGGAACAAUUCAAUGGUCAAGGUUCAUGGGGAAAUGGUGCAGCAAUGAGGGUUGCACCCAUUACAUUGUUCUGCUAUCAGAACUAUGAUAAACUUUUAGAUAUUGUUAGGAAAGCGAGUCAGUUAACUCAUACUCAUAAAGUUGGAGUAGAUGGUGCCAUUUUGCAGGCAGUAGCAGUGCAACAAAGCCUUUUAUUAAAUCCCAAUGAAGAAUUGAACGCUAUAAAUUUUAUUGAUGAUUUAAUCCAUAAAAUGAACCAAAUAGAGAUAGAUGAUGAUGGUUUAGGUCUGUCAGAACCACAACCCUAUAAAGUACAACUGAGUGUAAUGAAAAGUUUAAUAUUGGAAGAAGGUGAAGAAUCACAUGAAGAAAAAGUGGUUCAGAUAUUAGGAAAUAGUGUAUCAGCUUUAUAUUCAGUACCAACUGCCAUAUUUUGUUUCUUAAGAGCACAAAAACCAAUUACUGGCAUACAAACAGAAAAUCCGUUUAGAAGAGCAAUUCAAUAUGCUAUUAGUUUAGGUGGUGAUGCAGACACUAUUGGUAGCAUGACUGGUGCAAUUGCUGGUGCAUUCUAUGGGGAAGAAAAGAUUAACCCGAAUCUUCUGCAGCACUGUGAAGCUUCAGACGAAUUUAGGAAUCUAGCAGACCAAUUAUUCAAUGCAGCCACAGCGUAG